AUGACAGAAUUAUUCUUAGAGGUAUCUGGUGCCCAAGAUGAAAGUGCAAAUCUAUUCCUUAAAAAAUAUAACAAAAUUGGGGAUAGAUUUCUUCAUGACAUCGAUAUUUUUACAGUGAAUCAUUUAAAUGCUGAAGGUGUAGUUAAUGAAAUUCAAAAUAUAAUGAAAGAAAAAUGGUCACAUUUGUUACACUUACAGCAUGAUGAAUUACAACAAAAUGCUUAUUUUCAAUGGUGUUUAACUAUUUCACUGGAAAAUGUUAUUGUCGAGAAAUUGUAUGAAAAAGUUAUGCAUGUUUUUCAUAAUGAAUUCGAAUGUUUGGAUAUGAUAUAUUUUGCAAAAUGUAAGAAAUUAUCCAAAUUAGAUGUAACACCCGAUCAAUUAGGAAUACCAAAAGAAUUUGUAACACCUUUACCAGCAGCUAUUGUUGAAUUAGCAACAUUGGAUACACAACGAAGUCCUAUAGAGAAGCUAAAUUGCUUACAAACAACUUAUGAUUUAAUUUUAGCAGAAUUAAAAGGUGGAAUUAUUGAAGUAAUAGCCGAAAUCACAGAUCUUGAAAUACCAACAAUAACAAAUGAAAUAAUAACGUUGUUAUUUAUGUAUGUUAUAAUAAAAUCUAAGCCUGUUCAUUUGAUAUCAAAUUGUUAUUUCAUAAAUAACUUCCAACAUACAAUCACACCGGAUCAUGUGUUCAGUUCUAUUUUACAAAUAUUUCAACAAGCUGUCGAUAAAUUGAAACAUUUCAAUAUUGAAGAACUUAAUCCUCGUAACGCACAAUUUCAUCCGAACAUAGGACUAGGAGAUUUAAUACAAAUUACCAGUGAAAUUCACUCACGUUUUGAUAAAAAUGGAAGGCGCAUUUAUAAAAUUUCAUCUCCUAGUGAUCUACAUUUAGAGCGAUUAACUGCAAUGAUUGCUGCUGCUACGUUGAAAAAUUCUUGAAUUAAAGAUUAAUAUUGUCUUUUAUGUAAAAUUUUUAAUGAAAAUGA
This is a messenger RNA of Chrysoperla carnea, 992 nucleotides long. RefSeq lists its product as uncharacterized. The record is from RefSeq and is a predicted model, not a curated record. Gene Ontology annotation, biological process: early endosome to late endosome transport. The coding region runs from base 1 to 945 and encodes 314 amino acids. NCBI's taxonomy places the organism in Eukaryota, Metazoa, Arthropoda, Insecta, Neuroptera, Chrysopidae. The transcript has 6 exons. Gene Ontology annotation, molecular function: guanyl-nucleotide exchange factor activity; SNARE binding. Gene Ontology annotation, cellular component: early endosome; tubular endosome; late endosome.